This is a messenger RNA of Brienomyrus brachyistius, 1513 nucleotides long. Its product is annotated as ly6/PLAUR domain-containing protein 1-like. Gene Ontology annotation, biological process: acetylcholine receptor signaling pathway. The transcript has 3 exons. Bases 324 to 752 code for a protein of 142 amino acids. Gene Ontology annotation, molecular function: acetylcholine receptor inhibitor activity. The record is from RefSeq and is a predicted model, not a curated record. NCBI's taxonomy places the organism in Eukaryota, Metazoa, Chordata, Actinopteri, Osteoglossiformes, Mormyridae.
CCCAGGGAGGUGCUCUGUCGAGAUGGAGAAAACGAACCUUUAAUCGGUUCCCCACAUACAGGCGAGAGCGUAACCGGUGAAGUGGUCGAUAGUGCGAGUUCCUGCUGUGUCGACGAGCACAGCAAGCAGCGAUCUGCGGCUCUUUUCAACUGUGAGGUCGCAUUAAAUGUAAUAAAGCCUCGAUCACUCUGUGGCCACCGGCGCAGUUAACGCUGCAGUUGCUAUCGGCGGCUGAACUUGCGCCCAGGAUGACCUAGAUCGCGCGAAUCACCGGCGUUUCGGGAGGAAACCACAGCGAAUUCGUUCAUGGAGUUUAUGGGAAAAUGCGCGCUCUCAUAAUCUGCGCCACUUUGUGCGCGUGCGUUUUCAGCCAAGUGUGGCCAUUUCAGAUGCAGUGCUACCACUGCGAGGAGAGCCCACUGGGGGAUGACUGCUCAGCCCCACACUUCAUCGUCAACUGUACGGCGAACAUCCAGAACGCCUGCCAGAAGGAGGUCAUGGUGAUGGCCAACGGUGUGUUCUACAGGAAAGCGUGUGCUUCCUUCACCACCUGCCUCAUCGUCUCUGCCGGCUAUCAGUCUUUCUGCUCCCCGGGACACGUGGGCUCAGUCUGCAUCAGCUGCUGUAACACCCCUCUCUGCAACGGGCCCCGCCCUCCCCGCGCCUCUAUUGCAUCUUGGCUCCACCCACCCACUCCCCCUCUCCUACAGCUUGCUUCGAUCGUUGUUGCCACCCUAUCUGCCCCUCUGUGAUUGCGAGGGGUGGAAUGAGGUGGUGGGGGCUGCAAUGUGGUCGACGUCUCUUGUCUCGGGUACAUUUACUUUCUGUACGUAUUUAUAUAAUAAAGACAAAUGGAGACGGGAGGGCCGGUUGUUAUGGUAGGAAUGCAUGAACACAAAUGCUGCUUGGAAACGUGUGUUUUUCCACACCUACUGCCUGACUGAAGCUCUCCCCUAUUCAGUCUUAUGCGGUUCAUUAAACAACUCCACUUUUUGUACUUUAUCAUCUGAAUUACAUUAUCUUAAAUCAGGUUUUGGGCCACUUAUUAAAGAAGGACAGUGUUGCUCUGCAAAUCAGCGCUAGUCACUGAAACAAACUGAAUGAAAUGUAAGUUUUCAGUCAAAGAUAAAGUUUUCCAAAUUGUACCGUGCUCAGCAAUAGUUUGAAUUACAGACGUUUCCCCAUGUGCCCAAAAAACCCCAACAAAUUGUACAUAAUGGUUAAUCCUAAAACAUGGUGACAGGCAGGGUGUGCAGCUUAACACCUGAAAUUCCUUUACUGAUAACCUGAAAUGUUAAAUAAAUUUGGAAGAGGUACAUUAAAACUGCAGUGAACCUUUGGACACAAGUUAUUUAGUGUUUGCGAAACAAUUUGCUUGCUUUGCCUCCCACAGAUGUGAAAAGCAAUCCUAGUCUUAUGUGUAGAUGUAAAAUGUGCGUGGGGGUGGUUACCGUGGGUAACACAAUCCCUCAGUGGUUAUAGGGGGUGCCCUCCCCAUUUAUGCCUGUCAAUU